AUACUACUGUUUUUUUGAGUCAAAAGCGCGAGCGGGACGUCUGGUUUUGUACAUACGGAAGCAUUGUAUAAACUAGUCGAUGUUUUAGAAUUAUGGGUGAUAAUAAAAGAGCAUCUUAUAGUCCGAUGAAUGCAGAACUUCUCCGUGAUGAGAAAGAGCCUUUGCGGGAGGCAGAUUUAUCUUCUAAGGAUAUGGUGUGGGUUCCUCAUGAACGAGAAGCAUUUGUCGCAGCUAUUAAGCUUCAAGAACAAGGAGAAAACGUUGUAGUACAGCUCGUAGAGUCAGGAAAGAAAUGUACGUUUCCUAAGGAUUAUGUUCAAAGAAUGAACCCCGCAAAAUACGACAAGAUAAAGGACAUGGCAAACCUAUCCUUUAUGAAUGAAGCAUCAGUCUUAAAUAACUUAAAAACGAGAUAUUAUUCAGGAAUGAUCUAUACAUACUCCGGAUUGUUUUGUGUGGUUGUUAACCCAUAUAAACGAUUACCGAUCUAUGACGAAGAGAUAGUAGAGUGGUAUAAAGGAAAAAAGCGCCAUGAAAGACCACCACAUAUAUUCGCUAUUGCUGACGGAGCUUACCGUAGCAUGCUUCAAGACCGUGAGGAUCAGUCGAUUUUGUGCACCGGUGAAUCAGGAUCUGGAAAGACUGAAAAUACGAAAAAGGUAAUACAAUACCUCGCAUGUGUUGCCACGUCUGCAAAACAUCAAAAAACAUCAGCCAAAAAUGUAAUGUCAAAGUUUAACACGAAAGAUUUCAGUAUUGGUGAACUUGAAGCACAACUUUUGAAGGCAAAUCCCAUUCUUGAAGCCUUUGGGAAUGCCAAAACAAUUAAAAAUGAUAAUUCUUCACGUUUUGGUAAAUUUAUUCGUAUUAAUUUUGACACAUCUGGAUUCAUUGCUGGAGCUAAUAUUGAAACAUAUCUUUUAGAGAAAGCUCGUGUUAUUCGUCAGGCAGUGGAUGAACGCAGCUUCCACAUAUUUUAUCAGCUUUUGGCAUCAGCUACUCCAGCAAUGCAACAACAACUAUUAUUAAAUCAUGCUAGUGCUUAUCGUUUCCUUUCAAAUGGUAUGAUCGAACUUCCGGGGAUCGAUGAGCAACAGUUUUUCCGUGAAACAACUGAAGCCAUGGAUAUAAUGGGAAUUAAUAACGAAGAUCAAAAUGCCAUAUUCCGCGUGAUAUCUGCUGUGCUUCAUCUAGGAAACUUAGAAUUUCGUCAGGAACGAAGUUCUGACCAAGCAACUUUACCAGAUCAUUCAGUCGCUGAAAAGGUAUCCCAUCUUCUGGGUAUCCCUCUGAAUGAAAUGGUCAAAGCGUUUUUGAAACCGCGCAUCAAAGUUGGGAAAGAUCUGGUGUCAAAAGCUCAAACCAAGACGCAAGUGGAAUUCGCUGUUGAAGCUAUUUCAAAAUCUAUCUACGAAAGGCUCUUUCUUUGGUUAGUCGCACGAAUAAAUAAAACACUUGACAAAACUAGACGACCGGGUGCAUCAUUUGUCGGGAUUCUCGAUAUAGCUGGUUUCGAAAUCUUCCAAGUGAAUUCUUUUGAACAGCUAUGCAUCAAUUAUACGAAUGAGAAACUUCAACAACUUUUUAACCAUACAAUGUUUAUCUUAGAACAAGAUGAGUAUACUCGUGAAGGCAUACCAUGGGAAUUUAUAGACUUUGGACUUGAUUUGCAACCGACAAUCGAUCUAAUUGAACGACCUAUGGGUAUCUUCGCCUUGUUGGAUGAAGAAUGCUUCUUCCCUAAGGGAACUGACAAGUCGUUUGUUGAAAAACUCAUCAAAUCUCAGGAUAAACAUCCAAAACUGUGUAAAACUGAAUUUCGAUCUAAUGCUGAUUUCGGUGUUAUUCACUAUGCUGGUCGAGUUGAAUAUAAUUCAAAUCAAUGGCUAAUGAAAAAUAUGGAUCCUCUCAACGAUAAUGUGGUCGCACUGCUUCAGGCAUCAAAUGAUCCAUUUGUUCAGGCUAUGUGGAAAGAUGCCGAAAUUGUAAGCAUGUCAGCCACUACUACGACCGACACCGCUUUCGGUUCUGCUCGUAGUGUUAGAAGGGGAAUGUUCCGUACUGUAAGUCAACUCUACAAAGAUUCACUUAUACGUUUGAUGACUGUAUUGAAAAAUACGUCUCCAAACUUUGUCCGUUGUAUCAUUCCAAAUCAUGAAAAAAAGCCAGGGCGAAUUGAUGGUCCUUUAGUUUUGGAACAACUUAGAUGUAAUGGUGUGCUGGAGGGCAUAAGGAUUUGUCGUCGUGGUUUCCCCUCGCGUAUCCUCUUCCAGGAAUUCAGGCAGAGAUAUGAAAUUUUAACUCCAAAUGUUAUCCCAAAGGGAUUUAUGGAUGGUCGUAAAGCCGUUACUGAGAUGUUGAAGGCUCUCGACUUAAGUCAAGACGUCUACUGCAUUGGUCAUAGUAAAAUAUUUUUCAAAGUUGGUGUUCUGGCUCAGUUAGAAGAAGACCGUGAUAUACACUUGACUAACUCGAUCAUUAAAUUCCAAGCAUAUGCUCGUGGUUAUCUAGCCCGACGAGCUAAGGAACAACGCAUACAAAACAUUCAAGCUAGCAAAAUAAUCCAAAGGAAUUGUGAUGCUUACCUUAAACUGAGAAAUUGGCCCUGGUGGCGUUUGUUUACAAAAGUUAGACCACUUCUUACUGUUACUCGCCAAGAAGAUUUGGUCGCUGUUAAAGAAGAAGAGCUUCGGAAGAUUCGUGAACAAAUGGAAAAAGUUGUCAGUGAGCUUAAUGAAAUGCAAAGAUCUUACGAAAAGUUAAGCAAUGAGAAAGUCCAGCUAAAUGCUGAAUUACAACAAGAACACGAUUCAAAUCAAAAUUUACAGACAGAGCGUGAUCGUCUACGCGAAAAAUUACAAACUUUAGAAGAAGACUAUAUGGAACUUGAGAAUAGAGAUAGUGAAGAAAAAUCAAAAUUACAUAACCUGGAAGCUGAACAAAAACGUCUGUUAGAACAGAUAUCAGAUUUAUCAGAUCAGUUAGAAUUGGAAGAACAACAACGCCAAAAAUUACAAGUUGAAAAGACAUCUAUCGAACAAAAAGUUUCUCAACUUAACGAUGGCUAUGUUAGCAUUGAAGAUAAAUAUAAUAAACUUGUUAAAGACAAAAAGCAGUUGACUGAUCGAAUAGAUUUGUUAACUAGUCAGUUAGCAGAAGAAGAAGAGCGUAGUAAACAAUUAACUAAACUUAAAAGUAAAUAUGAAAGUAACCUUAAUGAACUUCAGGAUAAACUUGUCCGUGAACAAAAAUCUCGUCAAGAUAUCGAAGUGGCAAAAAGACGACUUGAAACUGAGGCUUCCGAACGUCUAGAUCAAGCAUCGGAAUCGUCUAGGAUUGUUGAGGAGCUCCGAGCCACAGUGGCUAAACUUGAGGCAGAAGUUGCUCAAUUACAAAAUCGAUUAGAUGAAGAGAUUGUUGCCAAAGCUGUGGCACAAAAAUCAGUGCGAGAAUAUAAAUCACAUAUUCAAGAACUCAAAGAAGACUUAGAAGCUGAACGAAUGGCUCGUGACAAAGCUGAUGAAGCUAAAAGAGAUCUGACGGAAGAAGUGGAGGCGAUGAGAUUAGAACUCAUUGACAGUGGAACAAACAGCGAGGCACAAACUCAAGCUCUCCGAAAAUAUGAAUCUGAUUUAUCCAACCUACGUCAUCAGCUUGAAGCUCAGUCAAACGCCCAUGAAGCUACUAUUCAAGAUAUGCGCAAAUCUCAUGCCGCAACUCUAGAAACAUUAAACGAUCAAAUUGAACAACUUAAAAAAAGUAAAGUUUCCUUAGAAAGAUCAAAAGUUCAACAAGAUUCAACAACUGAUGCAUUACAGAAACAAAUCCAAAGCCUUAAACAAGACAAAACGGAAAUUGACAAACGUCGUCGUCAAGUUGAACAGCAACUAAAUGAAAGUUUAGUCAAAAUGCAAGAAACAGAAAUGCAACGUAAUGAUUUAGAGUCCAGACUCACUAAAGCAUUGAAUGAAAUUGAAGGUUUGAAUAAUGCAAUGGAAGAAAUCGAAACUAAAUUAGGCAAGGUCUCGCGUUCUGAAACCUCUGCACAAUCUGAACUCAAUCAUUUACGUGCACGUUUGGAAGAAGAAACUCAGGCAAAAUUAAGCUUACAGUUACAGUUACGUCAAGUAGAGGAUGAAAGAGAAACAGUAAAGGAUUCAUUGGAUGCUGAAGAACAAGCCAAAACUGCCCUAGAGAAACAUAUUAUAGCACUUACUACUCAGAUGCAAGAUGCAAAGAAAAAAGUGGAGGAAGAUACACACUAUUUGGAAACCCUGGAAGAUGCACGUAAAAAACUUCAACGCGAAUUGGAUGAUACCCGGAAUCGUAAUGAAGAACUUGUUUCACAAGUUGAAAAGUUAGAGAAGUCACGCAAGAAAUUACAAAGUGAACUUGAAGAUAUGAAUCAUGUCAUGGCUAGUCAACGAUCUGAUCAAGCUAAUAAUGAACGUCGAAUCAAGAAAUUAGAAUCAACUCAUGCAGAAACUGUUAAUCAACUUAAUAGUUUUCAGGCUCAAAAAGAUGCAUUUUAUCAAGAAAUGCUUGAAAAAGACACAAAAUUAUUCACACAAAAGAAUGAAAUGGAAAAGCUUAAAGAACAGCUAGAAGAGUCAGAACGCCAGCGUUCAUUACUCGCUCGUGAAUUAGAAGAACUUGGUUCUCAUGGGGAUGAUGCUGGUAAGAGUUUAGUAGGGUUGGAACAAACGAACUAUCGUCUAAAUGAACGAUUAAAAGAAACUCAACAACAAAUAGAAGAACUAGAAGAUGAGAUUUCGACAUUUACCAUGGAGAAACAACGUGCAGAGGUUCAAAUGAAUGCUGUUCGCACUCAACUAGAACGAGAAUUGGCGUCUCGCGAUGACUUGCUCGAAGAACAAAGACGUCAAUCUCUUAAACGUAUAAGAGAACUUGAAACUGAAUUAGAAGAAGAACAAAGAGAACGUGCUAGUCAUCUUAAUGUUCGCAAAAAAUUGGAAACUGAUCUUGCAGAUAUUAGUCAACGCUUUGAAUUAGCGAAUCGACAAAAAGAAGAAGCUGUAAAACAAUUGAAAAAAUACCAAGGUGUUACUGGUGGCAUUCAGCGUGAACUUGAAGAUGCUGCCCGUGCUCGUGAUCAAGCUAUAGAUUCUGCACGAGAAUUGGACAAGAAAUAUCGUAUGCUGGAUGCAGAUAAAGCUCGACUUCAAGAAGAUUUAGGUGUAAGUGAAAGAACUUGUCGUAAUCUAAAGAGUGAUUUAAAUGAAGCUUUGGAGGAGUUAUCUAUUGCAAAUAAUGCCAAAACUUUAGCACUGGAAGAAAAGAAGCGUUUAGAAGCUCGUAUUACUGCUUUAGAGGAUCAACUGGAAGAAAUACAAAGUGCCAUGGAUGCUACAGAAGAGCGCCACAAACGAGUCUACUGUCAAAUGGAACAAGCUCAGACAGAUUUAAGCGUCGAGAAGAAUAACUUCCUACGUUCAGAGUGUCAGAGAAUCUCUCUUGAAAAACAGGUGAAAGAAUUACGCGAUAGGCUAGUUGAAGCUGAAAAAGAAGGAGGUCGUCGUGGUAAAGCUCAAAUUGCAACAUUAGAAGCUCGUUUGACAACCUUAGAUGAGCAACUAGAAGCAGAAAAACUAGAGAAGUUAAAUGCAAAUAAAAAUUUCCGCAGAGCUGAAAAGAAAUGCAAAGAUUUAAUCCUCCAAAAUGAUGAUUUGAGACGAUGUGCAGAAGCGUUGAAGGAAUCUUUUGAAAAAGCUCAAUCUUCAUGUAAACAAAAUAAACGAGAAAUAGCAGGUCUUGAAGAAGAGAACGCCAGAAUCAAUGCAAGAUGUCGCCGCCUCCAAAGAGAUUUGGAAGAAGUAAUGGAAGCUAAACGAACCAUUGAACGAGAUCUACAAAAUCUUCGUAAACUUAGUCGUUGAAAAAAAGUGAUAAUCUGGAGGGGCGUAAACAACUGAUCGUUGACAGUAAUAAGAAAACACUAUCGCAUCAAGAAGAAAUAGAUAUUGGCUCUGGUAUUCUUUAUGUUUAUUCAAAUGGAAGAAUGGAAUUGUACACCAGUUAAACAAUGUACAUACCUUGUUGUAUUUGUUUUUGUAUUGUACUCGUAGUAAACAAUUUUUCAUCUAAUAGCGUGAAAAGAAACAUGUACUCUAAAAGUAUAUGAACUUAUUCGAAUAGUUGAUGUGCUUCUAACAGAAAAUAAAGUAUAGAUUAUCUACUGUCAGGCUUUCAAUAAUUAAAAUAAGAAAUAUUGGUUUCAUAGAAGAGUUUUCUUUUCAGGAAAUUCAUUUUCAAAGCUGUGCAAUCGCAAAUAUAUAGUAGUUUUAUUGUUGAGGGCUUGAAUACUCAUCAUGACAAUAGAUAGGAAAUGUUCUAACCCUUAACAAUAAAUCUAUUAUUAUUUUCCAUGAUAAAAACAAUGGUCUAAUACAUUUGCUUAUUCUACCUCGCUAUUAUCACGUUUAACACAAUUUUAUUAUCACUAUCAUUGUAAUUGUUUUCAUCUUGAAAAAUAAGUAUAUAUUUGUGAUUGCACAGCUUUGAAAAUGAAUUUGCUGAAAAGAUAACUCUGCUAUGAACCAAUCUUCAACAGGUAUAUUCUGUUUACUUUCAAUUGGUAUCUCAGAAGAAAUAAACGACAUACACCAGAAUAGGUGGGAAUGGGCGAAUAAUUAAAAAUAUUUGUAAAAGAUAUACAGAUAGAUAAUGGGCAGCACCAGUAACUGAAUAUUACAACGGAAAAUAUAACUAUCAUUAUUCUCACUGUGUUUGUGUAUACUGCAAAUAGUGACGUUAUAAAAGAAAAAUUAUGUAAUCGUAACGAAAAGACCCUGACGAUUUUUAUUCAUCAUCGAAAGGAUGUGAACCGUUUGAAGAUAAUAUAACAGUGUCGGGUAUGAAAAAACUCGUAGACACCAAAUGGCCUGUUAAAAAGUCUUAUUUCAAAAACAAAAAUGAAACAACAUACAACCGCGAGAACAAUUAUGGUGAAUUACAAUACCCGACAGUGAUGAUGGUCCUGAUCAAAGCCGCGAGAAGCAUAUAAAAUAUAAUUUUUCGUGAACACACAUGUUUUCCGGUUUACGCUUUCCUUAUCAUCUAGUUUGAUGCAUACACAUUUUUAGUGCUUGUUAUAUGGAAAAAGUACAAGCAAAACAUUUUUGAUGAAAAAACUAAAUUCACCUGAUUUGUGUUUUUACGCUAGAAAAAUUGGGAGGGAAAGGGGGUCGGUGUGAUAAAGAGAAAAAACCAUUAUUUUAGCACUACACCCCAAUCAACGUGAAAGGCGUAUGCAUAUAUGUAGUUAAACUUACUGAAUUUCAUCCGUUUCGAGAAUUCAUAGUGAUUAUGUUGUAUGGUUCACAGGAUUUUUUCCGGCGGUACCAACACAUUCUCUCUGUCCUUUCUUACUACUGCAUACACAUACAUAAAUAGCAUCCUAUUAAAGUUUUUUCCGGUCAUCAAGACUAACUGAUUUGAUAUGUUUUUCAUUACCGGUGUGUUGUGUAUUUCUGUUUAAAAUCCUAUAUGAUUUUUUACUUUUCUCUGGUGAUUGAUAUUCCCUUUCUUUGUGUACUUCUCACAUAGAGAAACGUUUUGCGUGGAAUAAUGAUAUUUUCUCCCUCUCUUUGCGUAUGUGUAGUUUACAAAUUAUUCGUUAUCAACGUAACAAAUUGUGUAUUUGAAUUUUUUCAGUGUUUUAGUGUUGUGGUUUCAUGUUUUAUUUGACUGACAAAUAUCAAAAUUAUUUUUUUAAAAUUAUCAUCAUUAUAUUCUUCUUUUCACCUAUUAUUAGAAGUACGACUCGUCCAAAUCGUCAAUUGCCGACAGUACUUUCAACACUUUCACCUGAUGUUACAGUAGAUGAACAUAAUUCAGUGAGUGAAUUGGAUUCUAUGACUAGUGAUUUUGGAAGCGGUGGAUCAGUUGCUACUCACAACAAUAAUAAUAAUAAUGCUUCUACGCCUUCAGCUAAUGAAAAUUGAAUUUUUUUCUAUUAUCUACAAACUAUUAUUAUUAUUAUCACAAAAUAUCACUGGGACAGUCUUGUUUUACUUUCCUAUUUUUCACCUAUUUUGGGCAACUCAUAGUACACAAAUAUGCUGUUACACAAUUUGCACGAACAGCUAUACACUUUAUCUAUGGUAUACUACUAUUAUGGCUGGUGUGUUAUUUUUCUCAUCACUACAUCACAAUUUCCAAAGCCAACCUGAGUUUACUUUGCGUACAUAUAUAUACGUUAAUGUGUAUGGCGGUUGUUCCAAUUCUCUAUUAACUAACACUACAAGUAUUAUUAUCUUGAUAAUCAUGGUUGCUUUAUGUAUCGGAAGAAUUUUCAUUCCUUUACACUAAGGUGCGUCUCUAAAACUUCGAACCUUGGUGUUUUUCAAACCUCCGAUUUUUUUUAACAAAAUAGAAAUAAACUUUUUCUAACUUUGUUGGUUUUUUAAUGAUUCUGAUUGGAUUUUUAUAAAAAAGUUUUGCUUUGCUCCAUUUGUAAAUCAAUGUUAAAACUAACAACAUAUUUGUUAUUGCUUGUUUAAUUAUGAUAUAUAUUUCAGCCAUUAUCAGCAGUCAAAUACAUCACUAAAUAUGGGACUUAUUACUUUUCUUAAGAUAUGUUCUUUCCUUUUUGUUCUACAAAUAUUGCGUCCAACCGUCAACAGUUAGAAUUGUUGAAAUUUAUGCUACCUGCCUGCCUUCUCUGCAAACAAAACUAAUUUAAAAUUGAUAUGAUGUUUUCUAUCUUGAGAUGCGUUUUUAAAAAAAAUUAUACUUGCACAACCUAUAGUUCUUUUCUGUCUUCGACCUUCGAUGUCAAUCUGAA
Messenger RNA from Schistosoma curassoni, 8806 nucleotides. NCBI's taxonomy places the organism in Eukaryota, Metazoa, Platyhelminthes, Trematoda, Strigeidida, Schistosomatidae. The record is from the annotation of a GenBank genome assembly.